AUGUCUGAUCCAAAUAACUCUGGUGGAAACACACUUGGAGGCGGUUCUGGCGAGCCUCUGCCUCCCGAAUGGGCUGCUCGCAGCGGAGGGUCAGGUGGGGGUGGUAGAGGAGGUGGAGCGGGGAGACUAGGAAGGAUCGGAGACUGGGGAGGAACUAAUACGGGUGGAUUUGCCACCCUCCGCGAUGUUGCCUCGUCCGCCCCUCCGCCACCUUCUCGUAGACCACCGGAGGAUGAUGACGACGAGGAGGAAGACGACGGCCAACCAGCUAAUCUCUACACUGGAGGAGAGCAUUCCGGUCUCUCUGUCCAGAACCCAGACACGGCUCGGCGAUCCGGUCCACCUAAUCUCGUUCGAGAUAUAUUCAAAAAGGCCGCCGAGGGAUCGAGCUCGAACGCUGCAGCAGCACCCAGCGAAGAACCAAGGUCGAGUAUAUUCUCUGGAGGAGGGCAUACAUUGGGCAGCGACGAAAUCGAAUCGACAUAUAUCCCCGAUCCAAAUGCGCAGACCGCCAGGCCGGAAGACGACGACGAAGUAGCGAUCCGUGAAAUCACCUUUUGGCGGGACGGAUUCAGCAUUGCAGACGGUCCGCUCCUCAAAUACGACGACCCGGCAAACCAAGCGAUCCUCAGCGCUAUCAAUUCAGGCUCGGCUCCUCCUUCCGUGUUGAACGUCCGGGUCGGCCAACCGGUCGAACUGCGGUCUGGGAAUCGACUGGGUGCGCCAGCUCCGUCGGGAGAGGCAUCCGGGUCUGGGUCUGGAUCGACAUCGAUGCCUGGCACGUUUGCGAACUCUGAGCCCGAGGCGAUUCGAACCAUGUUCGAGGUCGACAACUCGCAGCCGACGACAAGCAUACAGGUUCGACUUGCGGAUGGAACACGGCUUACAUGUCGUAUGAAUUUGACUCAUACGGUUGGGGACAUCCGAAGCUUCAUCAAUGCGUCUACUCCCGGAGCCGCGUCCCGUCCGUACACCAUCGGAACGACCUUUCCUAAUCGUAUACUCGAAGACCCAUCGCAAACGGUGGAAGCAGCUGGAAUCAAGGGAAGCGUGGUCGUGCAGCGUUGGAUGGUAGAAGGUAUAUAUCGCAUCUACUGGCCUCUCAUUUAUACCUCUUUUGACGUAGAAGCCAUAAUGAAAAAUGUGAUAGUUGGUAGGCUGUACGUUCACGGAAUGCUGAGUAGCGAGAAACAGGAUGACCCGCUGAUGCGUAUGGAUAGUGCACAGGAACUUACUUAUCUGGUAGAAAGGAGGGGCGUGCCGCCGGAACUAAACGCAUACUAUGUCAAUAGGAGGCGGUACGUGUCCAAGUGUGAAUUUGGACACCUCGAGCGAGAGCUAAUGGAGUUUGGGUUGCUGGGUACGAGUAGUUGGUACGUGGUUCGUGACUUUGUUGCCGAGUUUGGGUUGGGGGAGGAGGUGCUAACUGUCGAAUCUCAGGAGGUACCCGGUGCGUAUGGGGCUGGUGUCGAGCAUGGAUAUGCACUGACCACACACUGCGUGCUGUUCGGUAUAUCAGGAUGUGCGUAUGGGGCUGGUGUCGAGCAUGGAUAUGCACUGACCACACACUGCGUGCUGUUCGGUAUAUCAGUGGGUGCGUAUGGGGCUGGUGCCGAGGAUGGAUAUGCACUGACCACACACUGCGUGCUGUUCGGUAUAUCAGCAGGUGCGUAUGGGGCUGGUGUCGAGGAUGGAUAUGCACUGACCACACACUGCGUGCUGUUCGGUAUAUUAGCCGGUGCGUAUGGGGCUGGUGUCGAGCAUGGAUAUGCACUGACCACGCACUGCGUGCUGUUCGGUAUAUUAGCCGGUGCGUAUGGGGCUGGUGUCGAGGAUGGAUAUGCACUGACCACACAGUGCGUGCUGUUCGGUAUAUUAGCUUGUGCGUAUGGGGCUGGUGCCGAGGAUGGAUAUGCACUGACCACACACUGCGUGCUGUUCGGUAUAUCAGGAUGUGCGUAUGGGGCUGGUGUCGAGCAUGGAUAUGCACUGACCACACACUGCGUGCUGUUCGGUAUAUCAGUGGGUGCGUAUGGGGCUGGUGUCGAGCAUGGAUAUGCACUGACCACACACUGCGUGCUGUUCGGUAUAUCAGUGGGUGCGUAUGGGGCUGGUGUCGAGCAUGGAUAUGCACUGACCACACACUGCGUGCUGUUCGGUAUAUUAGUCGGUGCGUAUGGGGCUGGUGUCGAGGAUGGAUAUGCACUGACCACACACUGCGUGCUGUUCGGUAUAUCAGUGGGUGCGUAUGGGGCUGGUGUCGAGCAUGGAUAUGCACUGACCACACACUGCGUGCUGUUCGGUAUAUCAGUGGGUGCGUAUGGGGCUGGUGUCGAGCAUGGAUAUGCACUGACCACACACUGCGUGCUGUUCGGUAUAUCAGGAGGUGCGUAUGGGGCUGGUGUCGAGGAUGGAUAUGCACUGACCACACACUGCGUGCUGUUCGGUAUAUUAGUCGGUGCGUAUGGGGCUGGUGUCGAGGAUGGAUAUGCACUGACCACACACUGCGUGCUGUUCGGUAUAUUAGUCGGUGCGUAUGGGGCUGGUGUCGAGGAUGGAUAUGCACUGACCACACACUGCGUGCUGUUCGGUAUAUCAGUGGGUGCGUAUGGGGCUGGUGUCGAGCAUGGAUAUGCACUGACCACACACUGCGUGCUGUUCGGUAUAUCAGGAUGUGCGUAUGGGGCUGGUGUCGAGCAUGGAUAUGCACUGACCACACACUGCGUGCUGUUCGGUAUAUCAGUGGGUGCGUAUGGGGCUGGUGCCGAGGAUGGAUAUGCACUGACCACAUACUGCGUGCUGUUCGGUAUAUUAGCCGGUGCGUAUGGGGCUGGUGUCGAGCAUGGAUAUGCACUGACCACACACUGCGUGCUGUUCGGUAUAUUAGCCGGUGCGUAUGGGGCUGGUGUCGAGCAUGGAUAUGCACUGACCACACACUGCGUGCUGUUCGGUAUAUUAGCCGGUGCGUAUGGGGCUGGUGUCGAGCAUGGAUAUGCACUGACCACACACUGCGUGCUGUUCGGUAUAUUAGCUUGUGCGUAUGGGGCUGGUGUCGAGCAUGGAUAUGCACUGACCACACACUGCGUGCUGUUCGGUAUAUUAGAAGGUGCGUAUGGGGCUGGUGUCGAGGAUGGAUAUGCACUGACCACGCACUGCGUGCUGUUCGGUAUAUCAGGAGGUGCGUAUGGGGCUGGUGCCGAGGAUGGAUAUGCACUGACCACACACUGCGUGCUGUUCGGUAUAUUAGCCGGUGCGUAUGGGGCUGGUGUCGAGCAUGGAUAUGCACUGACCACACACUGCGUGCUGUUCGGUAUAUUAGCUUGUGCGUAUGGGGCUGGUGCCGAGGAUGGAUAUGCACUGACCACACACUGCGUGCUGUUCGGUAUAUCAGGAUGUGCGUAUGGGGCUGGUGUCGAGGAUGGAUAUGCACUGACCACACACUGCGUGCUGUUCGGUAUAUUAGCCGGUGCGUAUGGGGCUGGUGUCGAGCAUGGAUAUGCACUGACCACACACUGCGUGCUGUUCGGUAUAUUAGCUUGUGCGUAUGGGGCUGGUGUCGAGGAUGGAUAUGCACUGACCACACACUGCGUGCUGUUCGGUAUAUCAGUGGGUGCGUAUGGAGCUGGUGUCGAGGAUGGAUAUGCACUGACCACGCACUGCGUGCUGUUCGGUAUAUCAGGAGGUGCGUAUGGGGCUGGUGUCGAAGAUGCAUAUGCACUGACGACCCACUGUACUGUUCGGCACCUCAGUGGGUAUGUGGAAUAUGACCAUGCAUUCCACAAGCUUAUGGGUAAACAUUUGGCAUCUAAGAUGGAGGUGCGUACAUUUCUCACUGUUUGUACAAAUGCUUGCUGA
This is a messenger RNA of Rhizoctonia solani, 3855 nucleotides long. RefSeq names its product UBX (ubiquitin regulatory X) domain protein. Gene Ontology annotation, biological process: Golgi organization; nuclear membrane reassembly; proteasome-mediated ubiquitin-dependent protein catabolic process. The record is from RefSeq and is a predicted model, not a curated record. Gene Ontology annotation, molecular function: ubiquitin binding. Gene Ontology annotation, cellular component: cytosol; nucleus. NCBI's taxonomy places the organism in Eukaryota, Fungi, Basidiomycota, Agaricomycetes, Cantharellales, Ceratobasidiaceae. The coding region runs from base 1 to 3855 and encodes 1284 amino acids. The transcript has 14 exons.